Messenger RNA from Homalodisca vitripennis (glassy-winged sharpshooter), 2184 nucleotides. RefSeq lists its product as uncharacterized. Bases 1035 to 2000 code for a protein of 321 amino acids. The record is from RefSeq and is a predicted model, not a curated record. Lineage: Eukaryota; Metazoa; Arthropoda; Insecta; Hemiptera; Cicadellidae. The transcript is spliced from 8 exons.
GUUAAUGGUCAAUUUAAAAUUUUAGACAAAAAUAUAUUAUUGUAUGUUUUAAGAACAAAAUUUUAUAUCUAAUGUUUGGACUAAUAUUUUAUAGUGAACAAUCUAACAUGAAGAUUCUACAAUAAUUCAAUACUUUUAAUACUGUGAGCAUUUUUAAAUGUUUGAGAGGUUUCAAGUGACGGAUGUUACUAGUUUGUCUAGUUUGUAUUUGAUUUAAAUGUUGUUCAUACUUCAAGUUAAUUGGAAGACCAUUAAAAACUUAAAUUGGAGUAAUCUUUGUUUUAUUUAACCCUUUUAGGACGAGCGGACUAUUAAUAGUCCGCACUAGUUUUGCCGAAGAAGACGAUGCGGGCUUUCAAUAGUCCGCACUAGUUUUACCGAAGAAGACGAGCGGACUUUUAUGUGCCCGCCGGUUUACGUUUGCAUAAUACUCACGUAAUAUCGAAAAUACGAUGAACAAAAUUAGUUUUCCUUGUAGAGGCACAUCCUGAGACAGGAAAUGGAGUAUUUCGGAACUUAUCUUGGCCAAACAAUACAACAUAUGUCUAUUUUUAGAACAGCUGCACGUGAGCGCCUAUUGUAGUGCCAGUCGGCGGAGCGCGCCAAUUCCGUCUAGUUUGUUUACAUUCAGUCAGUCACAGUGCGGUCGCGUUGACUAUAGUUGAUUGUUUCAGAUCAGUUAUAAACUUAGUGUUUAUAGAUUUAUAGUGAAAUGUGUUUUGACAUUGAAACGAGCCUCCUAUAUUUGUUCAAUUUGCAAGGAAGGGUGUCACCCGAUUUGCUUUCCAAAACAUACAUGUGCUAACUAAUUAGACCAUUGUUGUAUAUAGUGUAUAUAUUUUUGUGAGUGUUUUAUAGUGUUUCUUAGCAAUACUACAUAUUUCAAUACCUGUGGAUAAAUUUGACCUGUUAACCACAUUAUAUGCAAUCAAGUUAUCGGUAACCAAUAUUGACUGAUGGAAGAGGAAGUACCUGCCUGUUUGUCCAGACACCUGGCCUAGCCUAGACUCGCCUAUUCUUGCUUCUCACUUGCCAUGGGGUCUUCUCUUGAACAAUCUCUGGUUCUUGCUCUCUUCUCUACUCUGGUCUGCAUCUGCAACUGUGUGCCCAAUACUACAGGGCUAGUGGAGGAAGCAGCAAGCAAGCUCAAUGUCUCAAGACGACUAACAGAUCUAGGACCGUUCCGGACUCAGCGGAUAGUGAACCAGGCUCAUAGUUCUGCUACUGCCAAUGUCAAUUCACAAACUAGCUUGUACGUUCAGCUAGGACAACCCGUAUCCCUCUACUUCGAUGUCACCAACAACAACAACUGGAACUCCUACUUCUACUUUUACUGCAACACUCAGACAAGCAUUGUGCAGUCCAUUCAACCAAUAGAGAGAUGGAUUGCAGGUCUGGAUACUGUAACAGUGGCAGUGAAACUUGUUGUUACAAACUCUGUAGCAGUUGGAAACUCAGGAACUGCAACAGAAACUAUUACGUUUGUUGCAGCCACCCCUUCCGCUUCAGGAGAUGACGCUAUAUAUGUCAAAGCCUUCCUGUAUGUUGGUCAACAGCCGAGUGACUCCAGCAGUCCAGACCUCAGCUACAGUAUCACUGGAGACUGCAGGAAUGCCAACACUCCUUCCACAUGCAGUUCUACAGGCUGGAGCCUCCAGGCAAACAUUCAAGACAGACAAUCUGGGCUGCUCUCUGUGAUAACUGUUCCAGCAGGAUUUAUGUUCACAUCGGACUUCACGUCUGGCACUAAAGACCAAGUGAGUGGGCGGUACAGUGCCUCGUGCUGCCUUAACCUAGUGGAUCUCAUUGCUACAGACCUUAACGGCAAUCAGUACAAGACCUCCAUUGAUAUUAACUAUGUCUGGUUAUCCACAGGAGCAAUUACAGCAAUAGUCUUGGGUUGCAUCCUGUUAUUGGUACUACUCAUCCUCAUUUGUUGUGCCAUCAUAUUCUGUAUUCGCAGACAACGCAGGACUAGCACGUUCACUAUGCACUCAUGACAGUGUCCUAGUGAUGACUGUAGUGUUUGCGGAACAAAUUUAUAGUUUGGUUAACUUGAAAUGUUUUUAAAAUGAUAAAAUAAUAUUUCACUCCACUGUAAAUACUUGAACUUGAAGAAAAAUGUGUUGUACUUUAUAUUUAUGUUAUUACAUGUAAUAAUAAGCAAUAAACACAUUACAAAGA